AUGACGGUGCGUUGGAGCGGACACACCGGCGCGAGCUCGUACAAAAUCACCGCCACGCCGAAAAACUCCCCAGAACCGUCGGUUUUCGCGCAGUUCAGCGGCAGCACGGUGAUGGGCUCCGUUAACUCGUUAUCCCCGAACACUGUGUACAGGAUGCGGGUCGAAGCCAUGGACAACGCGGUGAACGUCCUCAGCAGCGCCGAAACCGAGGAGACGACAGCUCCUGAGGUUCCCCUCAUAUAUCAGGCUUACUCCAAACGCAGUGACAGCAUCACAGUGGAGUUCGGUGUGGUGUCUGGUGCCACCAGCUACAUCAUCCGGGCAGAAAAUGAAGAUGGGUUCUUCUCUGAAAGCCUGGUGAACACUUCCCCCGGGACAGUGGUCGGUCUGCUGCCUUACACCCAAUACACCCUCAGCGUGAUGUCCGUCAACACUGGGGGAAGGAGUCAGCCUUCUCUAACUGUGAAUGCUAGGACAGUGUUGGUAGCCCCAGAACUGACUUCCAGCUCCCCCAGCAGUGAUAUCAUUGUGAUAAAGUGGAAUCCAGUGGACCACGCUGUGCUGUACAGCCUGGUCAUGACCAUGGAGGGCUCAGACAUGCGGGUCAGACUCAACACGUCUGAGACCAAUGUGACCUUCACUGACCUUCAGCCAGGCACCACCUACAGCAUCAAGGGCAAUGCCUGGGAUCCAGAUGGUAACCAAGGAGAUGACAUCACCGUCUACCAAAUCACACGUCCUCCUGUCCCGGGAGAGGUGCAGGUUCAGUUGAGGCUGGUUCGCUCUAUCGAUCUGGCUGUGUAUUGGCAGAUAGUCCGUGGUGCCGACGGGUACACUGCUGUGAGCUCAACGGGCCAAAGCUGCAGCUCCUCCUUAGGCACACAAUGCGUAAUCAGUCCCCUCAGCUGCAGCCAGAACCACACCAUCACUGUCACAGCAGAGAACGAGGCAGGACCCAGUGAACCUUCUGCUCCACAGGACUUUCUCACCUUCCCAUGUCCUCCUGAGCUGGUGUGGAUUGAGGAGCCAACCACAGGGAACUGUUCCGUCACGUGGUCUGAUGUUCAGUGGGUGGAUUACUAUAUCGCCUAUGUGAAGAGAGAUGACGGCUUAGAGGAAAACUGCAACACCACUGGCACGACCUGCUACUUCCAGUGCAUAUGUGGAUACACAUACCUCUCAACUGUGUUCGCUUACAACCUGGCUGGGACCAGUCCACCGGAUCAAAUAGUCAACUAUACUACAAUUCCCUGCUGUCCAGACGAUUUGUCAGUGUCUCUGAUUUCCACCGAGACUCUAGAGAUCUCGUGGUCUUCAGUUCGAGGAGCUGAGUUAUACGAGACGAUCGCUGCAGACGGAAGUGAAUGGAUCCACUGCAAUGACACGGCUCCAGUGUGCGCGCUCUCUGAUCUCACUUGUGACAGCCUGUAUAGCGUGGUGGUGCGGCCCUGCAGUGAGACACAAGGAUGCAAUAACACCUGUAGUGCACAUACACGCCGGACAGCUCCCUGUGCCCCUGUGAUCCUCAACGUGACUCAGGUGAACUCUUCCACGGUGGAGGUGUUCUGGAUGGCUACAAACACCGAGGCUAACUACACCGUGAUCGCCAUGAGUCUCUCCUCCUUGCUCACCUGCUCAUCCAGUGGCACUUCCUGCUACAUCAGUGUAUCCUGUGGAUCCACAUAUGACAUCAGCACCUACGCCACCACCACAGCAGGACAGAGUCUUCCCAGCUACUCCAUUCCCCUGGAAACAGGACCCUGUUGUCCAGAAACUCUGAGUGUUGAACAGGUGACCCAGUCUAUGACAAACGUCACUUGGUCAGCUGCCACAGGGGCACGGUCUUAUGUUACCUCUUUAACAUCCCCCAGAGGUCACGCCAGAUGUCACACCAUGGACACCCACUGCCUGCUGGGAUGCAUCACAUGUGGCACCAGCUACAAUGUGUCGCUGGAGGCCUUCAGUAUUACUGGACAUAAAUCAGAGUGCAGUUACCACGGUUUCUCUGCAAGUGCGUGUUGUCCGUCCAGUGUGAGACUCUACCGGAUGAAUAACAACACUCUUCGGGUGUACUGGCGCUCUUCUCCCGGCCUGUACAACUACACAGCUGACCUGCACGGUACUAGAUCCAACUACACCUGCAGUGCCACAAAUGGGGCUCGUGGAUGUGACAUCUCUCAGAUCCUGUGUGGGGAAGUGUACACCGUCGUGGUCGCUCCCUUAACACAAGAGGGUUCGAAGGUCACAUACUGCCCCAGAAGACUCUACUCAGUCUCCUGUUCUGGAAACACGGUGGGAAUGGUGAUCUAUCGAGGCCGGAGGAGUGUGGACUAAAACCUUUUUGGCACAGAUAAAAGAAGAUGGAGCUCUGACGUCAUCAACAGAGACAACAGGGCAUUCUCUUCUCACCACAUUUAUAUUCUGUUUGCCAGCAAUACCUAUAACAGUUGGCUCAAUGAAAAUGUAUGUGUAUCUUUAAGAUCUUUUAAACACGAAAGCCAAAAUAUAUAUUUUUCAAUCAAAUUGUUAACCAUUUCUAAAUGUGUGAUAUUUUAUACAUACAUUUCCUUUGUAUUAUGAAGUUUGCAUUUAUACUGUAAUUUUCUCAUAUUCAAAGCAUGUCAUGAAGCCCAAAUGUUUGCAUGUCCAAAAAAGAAUAAUUAAUAUCAUAAUGUCACAAGAAAAAUGACUAUGUUACUGUAGCGCUAUAAGCAUUUGUAGAAUUCCCCUAAGCAGCAAGCCUCCAAAGGGAGUGGACCAGUGUGUUUUAUACAGGGUGGACCUCCUCUGAACAGCACGAGUUUCAUGUUCAGUGUCCGCCCCGGGUCAUGUGUCCUUUGGAUGAUAUAUUACAAUGAAUUUGCAAAAUAUGUAUGUUUACUAAUGACCUACAGCCUGAGAACCUCAAUACAAUAGCAGCCUUUAGUACUCUCAAUAAACAGCAUGAAGCAUUACAUAUUGAGA
Molecule: messenger RNA, 2964 nt
Organism: Onychostoma macrolepis
Lineage: Eukaryota; Metazoa; Chordata; Actinopteri; Cypriniformes; Cyprinidae
Gene: fndc7a
Product: fibronectin type III domain containing 7a
Exons: 12
Coding region: 1-2334 (777 amino acids)
Molecular function (GO): protein binding
Source: RefSeq, a predicted model, not a curated record